This is a messenger RNA of Acanthisitta chloris (rifleman), 545 nucleotides long. RefSeq names its product eukaryotic translation initiation factor 6 (gene EIF6). Gene Ontology annotation, cellular component: nucleolus; cytosol; preribosome, large subunit precursor. The transcript is spliced from 4 exons. Lineage: Eukaryota; Metazoa; Chordata; Aves; Passeriformes; Acanthisittidae. The record is from RefSeq and is a predicted model, not a curated record. The annotation marks the transcript as partial. Gene Ontology annotation, molecular function: ribosomal large subunit binding. Gene Ontology annotation, biological process: maturation of LSU-rRNA; ribosomal subunit export from nucleus; assembly of large subunit precursor of preribosome.
GGAAUAGACAUGGGCUGCUGGUCCCAAGCAGCACAACAGACCAGGAGCUCCAGCACAUCCGCAACAGCCUCCCGGACUCAGUGCGGAUCCAGCGUGUGGAGGAGCGACUGUCAGCCCUGGGCAAUGUCACUACCUGCAAUGACUAUGUGGCGCUGGUCCACCCAGACCUGGACAGGGAGACAGAAGAGAUCUUGGCAGAUGUACUGAAGGUGGAAGUGUUCAGGCAAACAGUGGCAGACCAGGUGCUGGUAGGAAGUUACUGUGUGUUCAGUAACCAAGGAGGAAUCGUGCACCCCAAAACCUCCAUCGAUGACCAGGAUGAACUGUCCUCAUUGCUCCAAGUCCCACUCGUGGCAGGGACGGUGAACCGCGGCAGUGAGGUGAUCGCCGCAGGGAUGGUGGUCAACGACUGGUGUGCCUUCUGCGGGCUGGACACCACCAGCACAGAGCUCUCUGUCAUCGAGAGCAUCUUCAGGCUCAAUGAGGCUCAGCCCAGCACCAUUGCUACCAACAUGAGAGAUUCCUUGAUUGACAGUCUGACAUGA